AUGGACACAACCACCCCUGAUUGGUCCAGUCUUCCAGACCACCUUCUCGCCUCCAUCGCAGAGCAGCUCCCCACACGAAUUGAUACGCUUUGUUUUCGCGCCGUUUGUAAUUCAUUUCGGUCCUCAAUUCCUCCCCCGCCCAAGCCUCUGUCUCCACAUGCGGGCCUUAAAAUUCCCAUGCCAUAUCUUGCAGGCCGUCGCGGACACUUUGUGCUUGCCGAGUUCACUUUCUAUGCCAUCAAACCCCUUCUUAGUAUCUCCAAUCCACACCAAACUACGUAUACAUGGUUAGUCAAAAGCGAGGAAUUGCACUCUGGCAAAGUUCGAUUAGAGGAUCCGCUUUGCAGACGUCGUCUUGGAAACUUGUCCAACAAGGUACCCGAGUCUGAAAAGUUACCCCAGUCUUUGGACUUGCGGAAUUAUCGGGUCAAGGAAGUAGCUAAAUCUUAUAGACUUGAAAAAGUUUAUCAAGGUAAAGGUAUUAAUAGAAAGAAGCCUGUUGUUUUCGAAAAGGCGGUUGUGUCUUCUUGCUAUGAUGAGAGUGAUAAUGGGUUCGCCUUAAUGACGAUAAUGGGAGGAUUGGUGCUGGUGUGGAGAAAUGUAGACAAGAAAUGGGCUACAAUAAUCAUCGAUUAUGAGUUUCCUCUUGAUAUAAUUUAUCAUAAUGAAAAGUUCUUUGCUUUGAUGAUCUGUGGUGUUACUGUAAUUGUGGACUCUAAGUCUUUGAGUGUUUCUGAAGUUGCCGGUCCACCGAUUGAGAUUGCGAUGUACUUAGUAAAGUCCUCCCAGGAUUUGUUUAUGAUUACGAAGAACUGGCAACGGAGAAAUGAACCAGCUGAAUUCAAGGUUUAUAAGCUUGACGAAGAGAAAUGUGAGUGGGUUGAGGUGAUAGAUGGAUUGGAGGAUUCAGUGUUUUUUGUUGGUAAUGAUGGUUCAUUCUGUGUUUCAGCUAAAGAGUUCCCAGGAUGUAAAGGGAAUUGUGUUUAUUUCAAAGAAGGUCCCAUUAGAGGUGGGAUUAUUGACUUGAAGGAUGGAACAGUUGGAGGUUUCUCUGCUUUUCCAGGAUUGCUCAAAAGUGUAACUGUUCAUCAAGCUAAGCAAAAUUUCAUCUCUGGAAGGUUUAGGAGAAGAUUUUCGUUGUCAAGCACUUGGGUUGGUCUUGUAAAAACAUUUGGUCUUGUAAAAAUCAGAGCUUUUGAAGAAGAUGGGAAGACGAAAGAGGUUAAAGGAUGA
This is a messenger RNA of Pistacia vera, 1233 nucleotides long. Its product is annotated as F-box protein SKIP23-like. The record is from RefSeq and is a predicted model, not a curated record. The coding region runs from base 1 to 1233 and encodes 410 amino acids. NCBI's taxonomy places the organism in Eukaryota, Viridiplantae, Streptophyta, Magnoliopsida, Sapindales, Anacardiaceae. The transcript is spliced from 3 exons.